GUUCGAGCCGGGGACCCGGACCGGGAACCUGAGCAAGGUCGAGGACGGCUGGGCCAGGUGCCGGGUCGCAGGUACCCCCGGCCCGAGAUGCGGUAGAAGCAGCGCGCGCGAGAAGCCCGGUCCCCGGUGCCACCAGCUCGUCGCCCGGCCCAUGGCGAGCCCCGGCCUGGGGCUGCUUCUGGCGCUCGGCCUGCCGCUGCUGCCGGCCGGCUGGGGCCGGGCCUGGGGGCAAACGCAGGACCCCCCUAUAAAUGAGAACGGCACCAUUACACCCUCUGACCCAGGCUCUGGCUCCAAUGGGGCCCUGUCUCAGGCGGCCAUCACUGCCAUCAUUGUUGUCUUCUCCCUCCUGGCCGCCCUGCUUCUGGCCGUGGGGCUCGUGUUGCUGGUGCAAAAACUGCGUGAGAAGAGGCAGACAGAGGGCACCUACCGGCCCAGCAGCGAGGAGCAGUUCAACCACGCAGCCGAGGCCCGGGCUCCCCAGGACUCCAAGGAGACAGUGCGGGGCUGCCUGCCCAUCUAGGUCCCCUUUUCUAUCCAUCUGCCUUGCUGUGUGACCUUGGGGGAAGGCAGAGCCCUCUCUGGGCAAUCAAACCUAGCCAGUGCUUAAGAAUAGAAGGGGGAGAAGGUGCUUUAAAGGCUGUGUCCCUGAGGGUGAGGGAGAGUGUGUUGUUCACAUCUUAUAUAUAUACAUACAGUCAGUAGUGAGA
This is a messenger RNA of Callorhinus ursinus (northern fur seal), 710 nucleotides long. RefSeq names its product crumbs cell polarity complex component 3 (gene CRB3). The record is from RefSeq and is a predicted model, not a curated record. Lineage: Eukaryota; Metazoa; Chordata; Mammalia; Carnivora; Otariidae.